This is a messenger RNA of Lotus japonicus, 1190 nucleotides long. RefSeq names its product peptide methionine sulfoxide reductase A1-like. The coding region runs from base 162 to 962 and encodes 266 amino acids. The transcript has 4 exons. Gene Ontology annotation, molecular function: peptide-methionine (S)-S-oxide reductase activity. The record is from RefSeq and is a predicted model, not a curated record. Gene Ontology annotation, cellular component: cytoplasm. Gene Ontology annotation, biological process: cellular response to oxidative stress. NCBI's taxonomy places the organism in Eukaryota, Viridiplantae, Streptophyta, Magnoliopsida, Fabales, Fabaceae.
UUUGCACUUGAUACCAACAGAAAGUUUGAGAGAGAAAGCGUCAUCAUUCACCAGUUACCACCAAGAUUGCCCCUUUUUGCAGUAAGCGAAUCGUCAUCUUCAACCACCAUUGAAGCCUUCUCCAAUUCCUCUCUCACUCCUACUCUCACUUGGGUUUGAAGAUGAGACUCUGUGGAGCAGCAGCAACCUGCAGCAGCUAUAGCACCACAUCCAGCUCCUUUCUUGUGUACAUUUCUUCUUCCCUUUCCUGUCCUUCCAAAACCAAGUUCCUGCCCUCGCUUUCCAAAUUUUCUGUCAAGCGUUCUUGCUUCUUUUCCGAAACUCGUCCCCGUCUUGCUGGGAGCAAGCCCUCUAUGAACCUGUUGAACAGACUUGGAUUUGGUAGCACAAGGUCACCGGAGAACAUGGAUUCAUCCAUUGCUCAGGGACCAGAUGAUGACAUACCGGCACCAGGCCAGCAGUUUGCGCAGUUCGGUGCUGGCUGCUUUUGGGGCGUUGAGUUGGCCUUCCAGAGGGUGCCUGGGGUGACCAAGACUGAAGUUGGUUACUCACAGGGGAUUUUGCAUAACCCAAGCUAUGAGGAUGUGUCUUCAGGGACCACUAACCACGCAGAGAUUGUAAGAGUCCAAUAUGAUCCCAAAGCAUGUGGCUACGAGUCUCUACUUGAUGUGUUCUGGGCUAGACAUGAUCCUACCACACUGAAUAGACAGGGGAAUGAUGUGGGAACACAUUACAGAUCUGGAAUAUACUUCUACACUCCUGAACAAGAGAAAGCAGCUCAGGAGUCUUUGGAACAACAUCAGAAGCAGUUGAACAGGAAGAUUGUUUCUGAGAUCCAUCCUGCCAAGAAGUUCUACAGGGCAGAGGAGUACCAUCAACAGUACCUCGCGAAAGGAGGUAGAUUUGGUUUCAAACAAUCUACUUCUAAAGGAUGCAAUGAUCCAAUUCGGUGCUAUGGUUAAUUGUUGACGGUGAAUCACCGUCAAGGAUCAUAAUUACACUAUGACCUGUUCUUUUUUAAAUGUGAGUUGAUGAUUUUGUUAGUAGCUAUUUGAUUUGUUAAUAUAUCAACAGAACUCUUGAACCAUGUAUUGGAGGUUGAAAACGGGCAUAGGUAUAAAUUCAGUUGUAAAGUUGUAUAUUGUCUCAUAUUAUAUUAUGUGAUGCAUAUGUUAGUAUUUUGAAAUUAA